GAUAGGAGCAGCUAAAGGGGCCUGGUGGUCACUUUGCCCUCAGAGAAGCAAGGAGCACCCUCAGCGCCCUCUGGGAAGAGGGGACAGACCCUUUCGGUCGAGAGCCAUCAUGUCCACGAGUGGUUUUACCUUCAAGGACAGGUGUGUGUCCGUGCUCUGCUGCAGAUUCUGCCAGCAGGUGCUGAGCUCGCGGGGGAUGAAGGCCGUGCUGCUGGCAAACACAGAGAUCGACCUGUACUCCACCGACAUCCCACCCACCAGUACUGUUGACUUCAUUGGAAGCUGCUAUUUCACUGACAUCUGCAAAUGCAAACUGAAGAACAUUGCAUGUUUAAAAUGUGGCAAUGUUGUAGGUUACCAUGUGAUUGCUCCAUGCAAACCUUGCCUGCUGUCCUGUAACAAUGGCCAUUUCUGGAUGUUUCACAGCUAAGCAGUCUUUGGUAUAAACAGACUAGACUCUUCUGGUGUGAAUUUACUGCUUUGGGGCAAUUUACCAGAUUUGGAUGAAAGCACUGAUGAAGACCUGUCCGGCAUCUCUGAGGAAGAGUAUAUCAGAUAAAUAUUAUCAGCAGUGUAUUCCCUUGUUACCUUGUAUUGCAGCUUUCUUCCCACUGUCUUAAUGUACAAACUCAAGCAAUACAGUAAACGAGAAGGCUGGCAAACUGUUUUUCAAAAAGGGUAUAAGCUGUCUUAGUCCAAUGUAACAUGCCUUAUAAGAAUCCCUCUUAGCUUUAAAAUGCACCUAUCUGGAAAAUGAAUGACAUACAGGUGGCCGCUACCUCUGGUUUUAGGGCUAUUUUGUUCUUAUAGUUCUAAGUCUUAACAGCUGCAGGUAAGGAAAACACAGGCUUUGACACUUCUACAAGUACCAGCUGCUGCCUGUUUUUCCUUCCUAAAUAACAGCUCGGUUGUGGAUCAAAAGUCUUGGUAUCACUGAAAGGAAUUUAAUUUUUACCUUUAGGCUAGUGCUAUUGAGGAAUAGUUACUCUGGGUGAGCUGUGACAUUAAGAAGAGAAUUCUGUGGGCUCCAGUUAUGCCUCCUUCUGGACUCUGCCUUUUCUCUCUUCCCAUUCCAUCCAUAGCCAAGAAGGUGGUAUAUGCACAGGCUCCUUUGAGGCCACAGUCAAAGCUGUCGAAAGAGUGGUCUAGCAGGGAUUGCUGAAACUGUACAGCCAUCUGUCUUCAUCCUGCUUUGGAGUUGUUUGCUUUUGAAACCCCUAGAGAGAUGAGCAUUGGGAUGCUCCUGAACCUGGGUCUCUCACCUGAGUUUCAGAGUGUACUAAGUACUCAGUUCUGCUAAAACCUCAACUGCAUAAGAAAUUUAUAGAGCGAGUUUUGCUGCCAGUGAACAGAAUGGCAGACAAAUGGUAAAUAAGGAAGUGUGCUGGGAACUGCCACACUUCCCUGCUUUAACUGGAAAUGAAUCAUGUUCAAUGAAAUAUUAGCAUAACUAUUCUUAAGAAAUGUUAAACAGGUGAUAGAAACUCCUCUUGCUCUGUAGAAGUCUCCCUAUUGCAGUGAAAAACUGAAAGAGGGAGAAAAGGCAUAGUUUCCAAGCAAAAUAAUAUGUAAUUAUGUUUGUAUAUUUUGUCAGUAUUAAAUGAGAGGAGCAGUAAGUAUGACGCUGGAGUAGCAUGUGUGACAAGUUUAGGGCCAGAUUCAAUAAAAUCUCCAUCUGGCUCUUGUGCUGAUGGAAGGUGGGUAACCCCAUAGAGUCGGUGGUGGAAGGUGGAAAGGAGGCAGCCAGACAUGGUUUGGAGUGAAAUCUGGCUUCAAGAGUACUGUUCUGCUUGCAGCUACAAAAUUAACUGCUUCAGCAAGUUUACGUUCUCAGAUGAAAAGUUUUCUUGUUUCUAAGGCUAGGAGGUUCUAAGAGAAUAACUUUGUAAGGAAAAAACAUCUGACCAACAACUUUUAGAAAGAUAGACAUUUACUUCAGAACAGAAAUAUUUAAUGGGAAGAUUUCUGAAGUGACUUAUUUUACAUUUAUGUAAAGAGGGCUCUAGCUAGAUGGUGCUUUAUAUGCCAAUUACAGACAUAUGCAUUUCUGAAAAUCUCAUCUGGACUUACUAGAAGUAUCAUCAAUAGUGGGGCAUAAGAACAGCCAUACUGC
Molecule: messenger RNA, 2113 nt
Organism: Chelonoidis abingdonii (Abingdon island giant tortoise)
Lineage: Eukaryota; Metazoa; Chordata; Testudines; Testudinidae
Gene: RUMY1
Product: family with sequence similarity 72 member A
Cellular component (GO): cytosol
Source: RefSeq, a predicted model, not a curated record